GAUGACCGCGGGCGGCGGGGCCGGCGGGGCCCCUAGCGCGGACCUCUGCGAAGGGCGUUCGGGACCCCCGUGCCCGCCCUGCGGCAGAGCAAACGUCUCGGGCCGAGAGCUGCUGCAGCGGACGCCAGACUGCGGCGGGGUCCCGGCCAGUCCUCCCUGGCCGACCGCCCGGGGGCCAGACCCGCCUCCCCGACCCGGAUGGAGCCUGGCGCCUCGGUCUUCUCUGGCUUCCGUUCGCCCCACCGGGCGAGGACAGGAGCAGGUCACCGUCUGCUCCCUAGUCCCCGCCACGGGCCGCCGCCACCAACGACGCUCUGCGCCUGCGCGGCCCGCCGCCUUGUGGGUAAUCUGGAGAAGCGAGAGGAGGCUGGCGCAAGGCGCGGCUAGAGCGUCACCACCCCCAACUCGUAUGCUCGGCGGCCCCGGAGGCUAGAGCGUCCUCCCCAGCUCGUAUGCUCGACGACCCCGGCGGCUAGAGCGUCCCUCCCCUCAGGAGCCGCGUGUGACCUUCCCGCCUGCGGACCGAUGCUGCCGGCGGCUGCUCGCCCCCUGUGGGGGCCAUGUCUCCGGCUUCGGGGCGCCUCGCUCCGGCCCGCCAGGCUGAUGGCUCUGUAUGAAUGGGGGGCUAGGCAACAGGUGCUGCGUGUGUGUGCCAUUCGGCUGAUGAGAUGUAGCAGCCAUCGCCGGGGGGAGGCCCUUGCUGGUGCACCCCUGGAUAACGCCCCCAAGGAGUACCCCCCCAAGAUCCAGCAGCUGGUGCAGGACAUUGCCAGCCUCACACUCCUGGAGAUCUCAGACCUCAACGAACUCCUGAAGAAAACGUUGAAGAUCCAGGAUGUCGGACUCAUGCCAGUGGGUGGCAUGAUGCCUGGGGCUGCCCCUGCUGCAGCAGCGGCCCCUGAGGCAGCAGAGGAAGACAUCCCCAAACAGAAAGAACAGACACAUUUCACCGUCCGCCUGACGGAAGCAAAGCCCGUGGACAAAGUGAAGCUGAUCAAGGAAAUCAAGAACUACGUCCAGGGCAUAAAUCUCGUCCAGGCAAAGAAGCUGGUGGAAUCCCUGCCCCAGGAAAUCAAAGCCAACGUCGCCAAGGCUGAGGCCGAGAAGAUCAAGGCGGCCCUGGAGGCAGUGGGUGGCACCGUGGUUCUGGAGUAGACCAGCUCAGAGGACUUGUGGACACAGCUCCCUGGGACCUGGGCGAGGCCCCGCCCGCUCCACCCCAGCACCCAGGGGCAGCUGAUGGGACCGGCCCAGAGCUGAACUGCGGACCGGCACCACAUGGCCAACUCCGGUUUGGGACAGACGGAUGGACUUACUCAGAUGGAGAGGGAGGGGCCACAGCUGCCUAUGCGAGCACCAGGGAGACAACUCUAGAACAUACUGGAGUUAACGCGCGCCCCCCUGGUGGCUGCUGAGAGAAAUACAUUGUUCAGGCGCCGUGUGUGGA
Equus caballus (horse) is the source of this 1447-nucleotide messenger RNA. RefSeq names its product mitochondrial ribosomal protein L12 (gene MRPL12). The record is from RefSeq and is a predicted model, not a curated record. NCBI's taxonomy places the organism in Eukaryota, Metazoa, Chordata, Mammalia, Perissodactyla, Equidae. Gene Ontology annotation, molecular function: mRNA binding; structural constituent of ribosome. Gene Ontology annotation, biological process: translation. Gene Ontology annotation, cellular component: ribosome; mitochondrial large ribosomal subunit.